Molecule: messenger RNA, 2412 nt
Organism: Effrenium voratum
Lineage: Eukaryota; Dinophyceae; Suessiales; Symbiodiniaceae
Source: the annotation of a GenBank genome assembly
UUUGGUGUGAGCCAUGGCAACGUUCUCCGAGUUGGUGGGGCAGAUCGUGGCUGUUCAUGAGGAGGAGGUCUCAAGGUUAGAAAGGCGGUGUGCUGACUUGCAAGAGCAGCUGUAUGAGCAGCGGUCAGAAUCCCAGCAGAGAACUGUGCGGCAGGACACACCGAAAGCCAACCGCCUGCUGGGCGCGAUGGGCUGCUGCUUUCAGUCACCCUUCCCCUUGGAGGCCCCCAGGCUCAAAGAGGUGCGGCCGAAGAAGGUGCAGAUCCAUUCGGAACCCAAGGAUGUUGGGAGCCCACGCGCAGAAGUGCCAGAGGACUCUUCGGAAGCCGAAAGUACUGAGGCCUUCUACCGCACCUUUGGGCCGGAUGUUGAGCAGCUGGGCUUCCGCAUAGCCUGGAACGCCUUGCCCAGCGUGCAAAUGCUCGAGGAGGGCAGCGCUGCCCAAGCAUGUGGCCUCAAGAACGAGGACGUCAUCCUUGAGAUCAACGGAAUGGAGACCGAGGGCAAAGAACGCUCGGAGCUGUUGCCGAAGCUCAAAGAGCGGCCGCUAGAGCUCAAGAUCCAGCGGCCCGCGGCUCAGGCCACUCGGCCCGUGUCCUCACUUCAGGCGAACCUGGCCAUGUACCAGGCACACUCCACGAACAGCAUCUUCUCGGAGCCUGAGGCCAGGGCCCAAAUGGACGAGGAGAGUCGGGAGAAACUGGGGCUGUCCCCAAACCGAAGCGGCAGCAUGAAACUCGGCCUGAAGAAGUACCUGGAGGAAGAGGAUGUUCCGGAGACGAUGGUCACCAGAACGGUACGAUUCUUGACUAAAGUGACGGGGAACGAGGAGCACAAAAUCAGUAGAGCCGAGAGGCUCUUCGUUGCAGCCGCCUCCUUUGCGCAAUGGUGGGACGGCCUCACCGAACCGCCCCGCAGAGGUUGGCUGCCAGACUUCAUCGAGGGCCGGUCUUUCAAGAGUUUCUCCGCGAUGGUCAUCAUUGUGAAUGCUGUUGUCGUGACCUGGCUUACAGACUGGAGCUUGAGCAACGGCGGCAAGAAUAUGCCGCCUGGCUUCGAGUUUGUGGAUCUCGCGUUUCUGCUUUUCUAUGUGGUGGAGGUUUCGCUGCGCCUUUCAGUGAAUCGAGGCUACUUCUUUGUCAAUGACAAUGCAGCCUGGAACAUUUUUGAUUUGCUCCUUGUGGUCUUCUCCUCCUUGGACGUGAUAUCUACAUGGCCGGGUGCUGGGGAAGAGACACCGCCCAACAAUCUGGGCUAUAUGCGUGUAUUCCGCAUGUUCAAAUUCGCCAAGAUUUUGCGCACCAUCCGCAUCAUCUCCUUCGUCCGCGAGCUGUCGAUGAUGCUCGAGAGCUUCCGGAAGUGCAUGAUCGCCAUGUUCUGGGGACUUGUGCUCUUGAUGUUCUUGCUCUACGUAUUUGCGCUUAUCUUUGCUCAGGGAGUUGCCAGCUUCCUUGCGACCAAGGACUCUGAGCUCCUACCGCCUGAAGAUGUAGCUAUCAUGAUGGCCGAGUUCGGCUCUGUGGGCAACUCCAUGCUAUCGCUCUACAUGGCUGUGACCGGCGGCAACGACUGGAAUGCCUAUUACUUUGUCAUGGACCUGAUGGGCUCUUUCUACCCUGCAGUCUUCUUAAUCUACACCUUCUUCUUCAUUUUUGCGCUCUUCAAUAUCCUUACGGGAGUCUUCGUGGAACGGGCCGUGGCCGCAUCCCUGCCGGACCGGGAGGAGCUGAUCUCAGAGGAGAGAAAGAAACUUUGCAAGCAGGUGGAGGAGCUGCGGGCAUUGUUCAAAGCCCUAGACACCGAUGGCUCCGGCAUGAUCACAAAGCAUGAGUUCCUCAACGACAUGCAGGAUGCGCGGGUGGUUUCGUACAUGCACUCCCUUGGCCUGGAGAUGCACGACGCGGAGAAGUUCUUUGACAUUAUCGCCGAAAACUCCAAGGAGGUGGACAUCGACACCUUCAUAGAGCACGGCAUGUCCAUGAAGGGCUCUGCCACAGCCCUGGACAUGCAGCGCCAGCUGCUGCAGACUUCAAAGGUCGCAGAGCGGUUGCACGCUUGGGAGACCAAGCACUGGCCGCGGGUGCUCAGAAGCCUUCGGCGCCUGGAAGGAGAUGACCGGAAAUCGGAGGCGAGGCCCAGGAUGCAGACCGUUUCAAGCUUGCGCUCCACACAGAGCCCACGUUCUGAGUAGCCCAUGCAGGGGAGUGGCAGCAUGACAGCCUGCUGCUUCCCAGCAGGUAGGUUUGGCCAGAGCCAAUUAGCGAAUCAGCUAGUCUCGCUUUGUUUGUCCCUGAGGAAGGCCUUUCGAGCCGUAGAAAGAUCUAGGACUCCAACUGAUUUACUCUCCUUCGCCAGCAUGGCGGGGACUGGGCGCGUGAAGUCGUGUUCGGCUGUUGCUUGUGGUUGUGUUCA